Messenger RNA from Harmonia axyridis, 2408 nucleotides. It is a transcript of the gene Maf1, whose product is annotated as repressor of RNA polymerase III transcription MAF1 homolog. The transcript has 4 exons. Gene Ontology annotation, molecular function: RNA polymerase III core binding. The record is from RefSeq and is a predicted model, not a curated record. Gene Ontology annotation, cellular component: nucleus. Bases 817 to 1506 code for a protein of 229 amino acids. Lineage: Eukaryota; Metazoa; Arthropoda; Insecta; Coleoptera; Coccinellidae. Gene Ontology annotation, biological process: negative regulation of transcription by RNA polymerase III.
GAAUUUUCUAUUCGGUAAAAACGUCCGGAAUAAAGCGGACAUCAUAUCUUCUAGAAGUAAUUUUAUGCAUCGCGCUAGAAUUUUUUUUUUAUUUUUCUUUAGGUGAAUUUCCGGCGUUAGGUAUUCAGAUAAAUAUAAGUUCUCGAAAUAAGUCGGAAACCUUGAGGACAAACAUACAUCGUUCGUUUCCUUGGUGACCUGCGCAGUUAUGAAAACUUUCCAGCGUCACUUUCCUGACAUUGGUCACGGUUGGUAACAUUGAAUGUUGGUAAACGAACGGAUGAUGAAUAUUUGAUGUUAUUGAAGUGUCAAAAUUAGUAGUUUCCUUUGUUCUUCGCUGAAUAAUAGAAAAGUGGAUAUUAAUUGGAGUUAAUCGUUUGUGAUCAGUGUUUCUAACAAGUUUAAAAUGUUUUCUAACUUUGACGAUUCUGAACACUAGCUAAAAGUGAAUAAGUGAUUUUGGCGUCUGUUCUAAGUGCUAUAAAUAGCGGACUCCCUUGGAAGUUUCUCAACUACAGGUUUACGUUUCUAUUGAUAAUUAGCAAACAGAAACAAUAGAAACUGUUUUGUUUUCGGUUUCCUCUUGAUUGUAAUGUGCCCCAACCAUUUGUUAAGCAAGAAAUCAGUGAAACGUACCUUGGUGUCAUCAUAUAAUCUUGUUUAUUGGAAAAGAAAAGGAAUAUUCUUGCACCCCACAGCAAUGUUUAAGAACUGUUUAUCUAGUAGUGCUAAAAAUCAAAGACUCUGUACAAUAUAAACGUGUUUUUGUUUGGACAUUUCUAUUAACACCAGCUAUCUGUUAAAAAAAAAUCAAUCAUGAAGUUGCUUGAAAGUACAAGAUUCGAAACCCUCAAUAAUGCUCUAUUCUUCCAAACUGAAGAUUGUAAUAUUGUGGGAAGGAUUGAAAGUUAUUCCUGCAAAAUGGUAGGAACAGACAAAAUACUCUUUAAGAGGUUCAAUCCCGAAGGUGUACAUCCUAGUGAUUUGCAAGCUUUAUCACCACCUCAGGGUUUGUCUCCAGGAAGUUCUCAUUACAGUCAUAGUCUUCCAGGUGAUGAAGAUGGGUUACUGUGUGAUACAAUAAGUCGAAAGACUCUAUUUUGUCUAAUCGCAACACUGAACUCAGCUUUUCCAGAUUAUGACUUUAUGAAUGUCAAGAGUGACGACUUCAGCAAGGAGCCGUCUCGGCAAUGGGUCGCAAAUGCGAUCGAUACGCAGCUGAUCGCCACGGCUGGCGAACAGUACCGCGCCCUAGGCCCGGCUCUGUGGAGCGCCCUCGAGGACGAGAUCUGUCUGUCUGACUGCGACAUAUUCUCGUACAAUCCGGACCUGGCGUCCGACCCGUUCGGCGAGGACGGAUGCCUCUGGAGCUUCAACUACUUCUUCUACAACAAGAAACUGAAACGCAUCGUGUUCUUUACUUGCAGAGCCUCGAAUCCGUUAUAUACCAUGGAUUCUGGUUUUGGAAGCGAUUUCACCAUGGAAGAAGAUGAAAUAUAUUAUUAAUCAUCUUUUCCCUUUUUACAAUAUUUAGUUGAACUUACUGAUGAUAGUUUGUAGAGGUUUCAAGACACUUACCCCACAUUUUGUUCCUUUUUUAUAUCCAAUCCAAGAAGAAAAUCAAAUUUAAAUUAUUCACUCUAUACUUUCCCUUCUCAUUGUUAUAUAUUCACUGAAAGGUCGACAAAUAGGUGAUAAUUCGCCGAUAUUUUAUUGUUUCCUGUAUUGAUAACGAAUAAACCACUGUUUUGAUUUGUUUUAGUUGUAGGGUGGAGCACAAUAAAUUCUUGGAUGAAAAUUGAAGUGAUGCAAAACGUGAAAUCUUUUUGUUGUUAAGAUCUGUAAGUGAAUAUACUGUUCCAGGACAGUAUAUAUGUUUAUCUUACCUUUCAACAGUAUUUUUUUAGAUUUUAGAUUAAAAUUUUUUGGAGACUUAAUUUAUUUUUGGGAUUACUAGUUAGCUCUUUCCUGUUUUAAAAAAUUAUGUAGAUCUGAGUGAAAAAUCAUCUUCAGAAAACUAAUCUAGUACAAAAUAGUUCUAUUUCUCUGUAUUCUGGAAAUCAGUUACAAACAGAAGUGGAAAUUAGAAUCGACUUACUUUCAUCAAGCCAUAAUAUUUAACAAAAUGUGGGAAUAUCUGUGAGUGGUUAUUCAACUUUCAGAUAUAUUACAUAAUUAACAUUAUCAUUGUUUCAUUACAUUAUAUAACGCAGUAGAUUUAUGUUAAAAAUAUGAAGGUUUAUUUGCUUAGGUAGACAUAUAUGGAAAAAUGAGGCUUGAAUGCACAACAAAAAGAGUUUUCAUUUUUGGUUGAAAUGUUUAUAUGCUUGUUACAAGAUUAUUUUAAUAUUUGUAUAGUGCACCCUGAUGUUAAUCAUUAUAUUAAUAAAUAGAUCGUUUUUCUCAUA